GGACACAGCCUUUUUCGGAUCCGAGUUCUGUCUCUGUCCCUCGGUUUCCCUUGUCCCCGACACCUGUGAUCUUGAAUUAUGCCUCUCGGCUUGGUCCUCGCUGCCUACUCUCCCGCCGGCUGAGGCUUGGGUAAAGUCCCUCCCGCGACCCCGUGCGGGGUGGGCUGCAGCUGCGGGUACUACGGUUCCCGCGCGGGCUCCUCCCGGAGCGGCUCAGAAGCGCCCUCACUGCAAUGAUGCCUGUCGAUUCCGGCCAAGCCAGAUCGAUGGGGGGCACGUGUCCUGGGGGCACGCCAGGGCCUAACGCGGUGCUGGUUUUUCAGGAAGGGCUAUUCCCUCAUUCAUCCAGCAAGCAUUUGGGUACCGCUCACUGUAUUAGAUCCAAAUCUGCUGUUGAGAGCUGGGAUUUUGACGGUGGCACAGAAAAAUGUCCGAAGGAGAAUCUGUUGAGAGAAUGGAUUCCUGAUGCCUUUGCCCGCCCGCAAUCAGCUAAGGAUAGAAUCUGGGAGCAACUUUUACUUUGCCCCUUCUUGCCAUCCGUUCUCCUCUUGAUCUCUGGUGUAUACAUCUUCCUAUGAAAGAGGCUAGGCUUUGAGAUAGACACCCAAGAAAACACCAUGAAAGACACUGAUAUCAAGAGACUACUGUAUACCCAUCUUUUUUGCAUAUUUUCAAUUAUCCUAAGCAUCUUCAUUCCAUCAUUCUUCUUGGAGAACUUCUCAAUAUUGGAAACACACUUGACGUGGUUGUGCAUCUGUUCUGUUUUAGUAACUGUUGUCAAUCUAGUAUUAUAUUUAGUAGUGAAACCAAAUGCAUCCUCUAAAAGAAGUUCAUUAUCGUACAAGGUAACCAGACUUUUGAAAUGCUGUGUCUACUUUCUUAUGUCUUGUUUCUCCUUUCAUGUAAUUUUUGUUCUAUAUGGAGCACCACUAAUAGAGUUGGUAUUGGAAACAUUUUUAUUUGCAGUUAUUUUGUCUACUUUUACUACUGUACCUUGUUUGUGUUUGUUAGGACCAAACCUCAAAGCAUGGCUAAGAGUUUUCACUAGGAAUGGAGUUACAUCCAUUUGGGAAAAUAGUCUCCAGAUCACUACAAUUUCUAGUUUUGUAGGAGCAUGGCUUGGAGCAUUUCCUAUUCCACUGGAUUGGGAAAGACCAUGGCAGGUAUGGCCCAUCUCCUGUACACUUGGAGCGACCUUUGGCUACACAGCUGGCCUUGUUAUUUCACCACUCUGGAUAUACUGGAAUAGAAAGCAACUAACAUACAAGAACAAUUAAUUGGGGCAAAGGGAGAAGAUAUUUCUUUGUGCAGAUUCCAUAAGGGCUGUGCAGAAAUGUAUAUGGUCAAAGCCAAGCAGUUCCAUUUACAGCACUUUUUUUUUUUUUUUAUGUAGUUACAACAUGAUGUGAUUGUAGCUUUUUAAACUAUGAAACCCCUGAGAGAUUGUACCUUCUAAUUGAAAUAAAGUAUUUAUAAUAGA
Galeopterus variegatus (Sunda flying lemur) is the source of this 1480-nucleotide messenger RNA. It is a transcript of the gene PIGF, whose product is annotated as phosphatidylinositol glycan anchor biosynthesis, class F. Gene Ontology annotation, biological process: GPI anchor biosynthetic process. The transcript is spliced from 6 exons. Gene Ontology annotation, cellular component: endoplasmic reticulum membrane. The record is from RefSeq and is a predicted model, not a curated record. NCBI's taxonomy places the organism in Eukaryota, Metazoa, Chordata, Mammalia, Dermoptera, Cynocephalidae. The coding region runs from base 618 to 1277 and encodes 219 amino acids.